This is a messenger RNA of Aspergillus pseudotamarii, 1425 nucleotides long. RefSeq lists its product as uncharacterized. The record is from RefSeq and is a predicted model, not a curated record. Lineage: Eukaryota; Fungi; Ascomycota; Eurotiomycetes; Eurotiales; Aspergillaceae. The transcript is spliced from 4 exons. Bases 1 to 1425 code for a protein of 474 amino acids.
AUGGAGCGGCUGGCCUUCCAAGCACCUAUCCGAAGCCGAUCCGCCAACCUGUUUCAGCGACUCCCAGCUGAGGUACACUCUCUGAAUUAUUCUGUUACUAAGCCAGCUGCUGAAUUUUUCAUGCUUCAGAUAGUCCAAUACAUAGCUUGCCUACUGCCAAAUGACGCUGAUGUUGCACAUCUCUCUUCAUGCUGUAACUUUAUAGCUCAGAAACUCUUACCUGGGGAAUCAUCUGUCUGGCGAUACCGUUUCAUGAACUUGUAUGAUACACCACCAGGCCGGAGUUCCUCUGAACUUAAGAUCGAGUAUCAGAUUCGCUCAAUCAUUCUCUCCCAGAAAAUCAGUUUUCGAUAUGGCCAGAAAGAAGAGCAACUAUUAUGGCUGACGGUGAUGCAAAGCAUCCUCCUAGAGGCUCUGACCAUUACGGAAAUGAACGGAGUGGUCUUUUCAAAGACAUUCGAGCGCAUCCGUGAGGCACUUCAGCUUUCUGCUCCAGAAUUUCUCAGCAGGCCGCUAAGCGGCUAUGGAAACACGAAACGAGACCGACCGUCCGGUCUAUUUUGCGCUCUUCAACUGUGUCUAACCGGCCUAGCGCUUGACCCCAAAAUGUCCGUUCGUUGCCUCCGAACAGACUACGACAUUGCAGACGUCUACUCUUACCAAACUGAGUUUACCAGACCACUCAUUGAUCUAAAGAAAUUAGAACUACCAACCAUUUUGCAUAUCCGCAAUUUCUGGGUGCGGCAUUUGCUGAGCCCUAAUGAAGCUACUUACUGCACGUCUUAUGCUAAGCUACCUGUAGACCAAAGACCCAAGGUAUGGUCUACUAUCAAGGAAAAUGUGGAGCUGGGCGCCAACUGGGUGGGUUACUGGUCAUGCAUCCAUCCCUAUCCGGAAACAGUCAUCGAGCUUGAAAACCGGCAAUCAUGCGCUGAUUUGAACACACAUUGGAUACAAGGGGACACUGAUCCAUUGUUCUUUCGAAUCAGACCAGACUUGAAUACCUUGAACUGGCCACCUGAGCUCAACAAAAUAAUCCCGAUGAAUGGGCCAGAGUCUCAUCGAUUAUACUUCCGUGGGUUUCAGAGACUUGGCGACAAUCUAUAUCCAGUGCGUGGCUUUACAGAGCCCAUUCGAGGAUUGCAAGGUGGCUUUCCCGGUUGGCAGCGUAUCUGCUUUGCCAUAUAUGCCGCGGACCGUGAGCAACUUCCGCUGCUUCUUGAGAUUGGCGAAUCGGAGCCGAGUGGCAACGAAGCAGCAUGUUUACUAAGCGAGCUGUGGCCGCCGGGUGAGCUGGAAACCGAUUUCCUUUGGAUUCAAGGCUAUGAGGGAGUGAUCCUUCCCGGGGGUAAGAUCAUGUUAGGACAAUGGGUUGAUAUGGUUGAUACGACAGAAAGAGGGCCGUUCAUUUUUUGGAAUUUGUGA